AUGUUCGGCGGAUGGAUGACUGCAGGCAACCUCUUGGGAGGCGAGAGCGCCAACAUGGACGUGAAGGUCGGAAGAUGGAAGCGGAUGUUCCUCCGCAUGGGAGAAAGGUUUCGCUGGGCAGCAAAAGGAUUGCUCCUUUGGCUUUUGCAAAGGCCCUACUUGCGAUAUCUGCCAUUGCCCUAUCCCUCGACUACCACGACAGCAGCUUGGUUGGCUCAGGUGUGCAAGCAGGUUUCAGAUGGAACCAUCCCUCCGAGGUACCUCAAGAACUGCCUGGAGAAGAACCUGUUCACCAUGAGCAAUUUGGCAGAAUGUCGGCACCUUCGCAACCGGGUGGGGCUCAGGACAUCGUUCAUCGAAGAUCCCGUCCUGGCAGGAAUGAUGGCAGCGCAGACGACCAAGGGCAUCACAGCCAAACUGAGGAGUGCUGCUCAGAAGGAAGCCAAAGAGCUGGCCAAGAAAGCAGAAGCAGACGGAAGUCGAGAACAAGAGGCUCGGGCACUCAUUGGCUCACGAGGAGGUCUUCCUACCCUCCGAGCAGAUCUGGUGAAGUUGGCUGCUUUGCUUCAUGUGGAUCUGGGCGAGAAAGACUCCGUGGCUCAGAUCAAGGAAAAGGUGAAGCCUAUGAUCGAGAUCCUCAAGAACAAGAAGCCAGCGAUAAGCCCAGCAAAGGCCAACACGGCCGAAGAGAUUUCAGCGAGCUCUUCUUCACCGCCCGCCAGGCUGUUCAACGACAACCCCAAGAACCUGGCAGUUCAGCAACAAGAGAUGAGGGCUAUGAUGGAGCAGAUGUCUCGCGAGCUGGCAUUGCUGCGCUCACAAGUGACUCCGGAAAUGGAGGUGGAUCUCAGCUCAGAGCCAAGUCUGAUCCCAGACUCGCCACAGGAUGCCUCACCCGUGAACUUCACCGAGGCCGAGAUUCGGGAAUUGAAUGGUCAGGCCUACGAGGAGCUGUACGGAGCCAAUUUGACCGCUCAGUUCGGGGACGACAUUCCGGCCGAAGUGAUGCAGGAGAUCCGUCUGGGUCUCAGGGAUGGAGCAGGGAUGCAGAUGAAAGAGUUGCUGGUGGCUGACCAUGAACAGGAGAUGUUGGACUUCAUGACCGAAGAGACCUUCUUCCAACCGUUUGAAUUGUGUCUUCCGGAUGACAAGGUUCUUGCCGGUUUUGAGGCCCUUCAGAAUGAGAGCCAGCCCAAGAAUGUCUUGAUUUCCAAGAAUGUCAAGCCCCCUGACAAGGAGCGGUCCCUUGUGUCUGAGGUCUACACCACUUCGCAGAAUGUCAUGCGAGAGGCUGAACGAAGAGGCCACAAGGUGGGUCCGGCUAUGUCGUUGGACAAUGGAUGGAACUUCCUUUUGGCGGAGCACCGAAGCCGGGCUAUGAAGGUUUUGGAGGAGGAGAAGCCUUACUGCGUGGCGCUUGCUUUUCCAUGUGGGCCUUUCAGUCCACUACAGUACCUCAACACUCGAGGAUUGACUUCCUUGGAUCAACGUCAAGCGGACG
Durusdinium trenchii is the source of this 1501-nucleotide messenger RNA. The record is from the annotation of a GenBank genome assembly. Lineage: Eukaryota; Dinophyceae; Suessiales; Symbiodiniaceae.